Molecule: messenger RNA, 667 nt
Organism: Vespa mandarinia (Asian giant hornet)
Lineage: Eukaryota; Metazoa; Arthropoda; Insecta; Hymenoptera; Vespidae
Gene: rod
Product: kinetochore component rough deal
Biological process (GO): mitotic sister chromatid segregation; mitotic spindle assembly checkpoint signaling; protein localization to kinetochore involved in kinetochore assembly
Cellular component (GO): kinetochore microtubule; cytoplasm; RZZ complex
Molecular function (GO): small GTPase binding
Source: RefSeq, a predicted model, not a curated record
UUUUCAGUAUCGUUAACAAAUUAAUAGUUCUCUUUUUUUUUUUUUUUUUUUCUUAAAACGUAUUCAGUUUGAAUUUGAAAUUUGUUUGUUGUACUUGUUGUUUUAGUGAUGAAACAGUGAUAAAAUGGCUUUGUGGAAUAAUGUUUUAUCGGGUUUCGAUACGGAAGAUGAAACUAUUAAUUUUGGAACGAGAAUUGUCAUAGAAAGUAAAACAUCUAUUUACGAAACUGUCACACUUGCAACCGUACAAGCGGAUGGAGAAGUCAAAAAUAAACCAAACAUUCAAGGUUCUCUUCAAUGUACUAAACUGUGUAUAGCAAUUGAUAAAUCCAUUACAAUAUUUGAAGAUGAAACAUGCAUAAAUAUAUUAUUAAGUAUAGGUUUCGAUUCUUUAAUAACAUGUUAUUGUAUAUCAAGGAACGAAGAAUAUUUAUACGUUGUAUUGAAAAAUGGAAUGUUAUAUUGUUUACAUUUAUCAGAUAAUGGUGGGGUUAUUUUUUCUAUAAAUAUAUUUGAUCUUACAAAUGAUUAUUUUAAUAUUAUGAAAAUAUUUAUAGAGAAAGAAAAUAAUGAUUUAACUCAAGUUAUUCUUAUCAAUGGAAAAGGUGCUAUUUAUAGAAUUACUUUAUUUUCUGUUGAAAAAUUCAUUUCUACUGAUAUUGAAAAU